GCCCAGCAGCACGGGCAUGUUCUGCGUCACUUUGGCGGCCUAGUUACGCAGGUUGUUGUUGCGCUGGAUCCAGGACAGGACAGUGGGGUUGGUUCUUCGCCGCACCCACCCACCACUACCUCGAGGUCCGUCCCUCCACAACUUGGACCUCUGGUGAUUCUCCUCUUUUCCUACCAACUACCUCAUCCCCAAACGCAUCGACAGCUCGACUCACGCCUCAUUUACCGACAACAUAGCAGACAACACCUUGUACAUUCUGCAUCUUCUUUCACCAUGGCUCCUGCGCCGAACCCUAACCUCCCGCUUCAGGAGCGGGUGCUCGCUCUGGUCCAAACCCUGCAGUUCGCUUGGUUUGCUGGACACGUCACUCUUCUUUUCACGACCUUCCGCUAUGCACUGUCAUGGAUCCGCAUGAACUACUACACCCGCAUGGCCCAGUUCUGCUACCGAACCUCCUUCGUCGCCGCGGCGCUCACCUACGGUAUCGUAGUCUACAAGACCCAGCGCGCGAGGGCAAAGACUGGCGCCAAGGCUCCUCCCAGCGCCCUCGGACUGCUCUCUGACGAGAACGUCCAGUACCUGCUGCUCGCCCUUGUCUGGCUCUUCUCUCCCCAGUACCCGCUCGCCCUGCUGCCGUACUGUGUCUACUCCGUCUUCCACUUUGCGACCUACACCCGCGCCAACCUGAUCCCGACCAUCUCGCCGCCCAAGAAUGCCGCCGACGGCGCGUCUGCCGCGGCCAAGGUCAAGACGGACAGCCCCCUUGCGGCCCAGAUUGGCGCCUUUGUCAAGGAGUACUAUGACGCCAGCAUGGCCGUCGUGUCCGGUCUCGAGAUCCUCCUCUGGUUCCGCGUCCUCUUCUCCGCCAUCCUUUUCCAGCGCCGCUCGUGGAUCCUGAUCGUCCUGUACACUGCCUUCCUGCGUGCCCGCUUCUCGCAGAGCACGCACAUUAAGAACUCGUUCGCUCAACUCGGCGCCCGCGUUGACGCGCUUGUCGGUGCGCAGGGCACGCCCCCUGCAGCUCGCCAGGUCUGGGACGUCGUGAAGAACGCCUCUAGGCAGUUUGUCGACAUCACGGAUGUCAGCAAGUACAUUGGUGGCGCCGGCCCCGCCAAGAAGACCUCGUAAGGAGCUUAUCUGGCGACUCGAUAGGAGCUUAGCGAGCUUCAUGUGGUGGAUGUGCGGACACUUGAAGCACACACAUUGGGCAAGAAGUCAUCAGAGGUCUAUCGAUACAUGGAGCCUGCAAAAGAAAACAUGACAGAUGAUGGUGAUACGAUACCCAGGGCGAGGGUGGAGUGAGCCAUGUGAUGGGUGGCACUGGGCUGCCGUGAUAGUGCCACGAAUGGCCGUCUGCGACGAUGGAUAGGGCGGAGAGGGAGAUUAACUUGCUUGCGAUGCGUUUGCCCUACGUUUACUCUGCAGUUGAUUUGCUUUUUGGGUUUGGUAGAGGGGUAGUUAUGGUUCGGAAAAGGGGUUUGCUAGUGAUUCGCAGGUGUUGACUUGACUGUUGGCGAUAUGAUGAACGACAAUGUUACCUCGUUACUAUCCUCUAC
Messenger RNA from Emericellopsis atlantica, 1556 nucleotides. RefSeq lists its product as uncharacterized. Gene Ontology annotation, cellular component: endoplasmic reticulum; membrane. Gene Ontology annotation, biological process: membrane organization; endoplasmic reticulum tubular network organization. The record is from RefSeq and is a predicted model, not a curated record. The coding region runs from base 274 to 1128 and encodes 284 amino acids. NCBI's taxonomy places the organism in Eukaryota, Fungi, Ascomycota, Sordariomycetes, Hypocreales, Bionectriaceae. The transcript is spliced from 4 exons.